Messenger RNA from Galleria mellonella (greater wax moth), 1135 nucleotides. RefSeq lists its product as uncharacterized. The transcript is spliced from 3 exons. Lineage: Eukaryota; Metazoa; Arthropoda; Insecta; Lepidoptera; Pyralidae. The coding region runs from base 88 to 327 and encodes 79 amino acids. The record is from RefSeq and is a predicted model, not a curated record.
UAAAAUUAUUUCAGUAUAAAAAGAAAUGUAUAACAGGCCAGAAGUUAUUUUUAAAACAACAGCCUUUGAAGUGACCAGUCGUCUGAGAUGAGAUUUGCCGUGAUUUGUUUGGUUUUGUCGUUGGUUCUAGUAUGCAACGGUCGGCCAAACGACUAUGACAUAAAACAAACAGCUAUUGGCAAGGAGUCUGCCAGCAAUGUCGCUAUCAUCAGUGAUGGGGGACAACCAGAGCCUCAAGGUGCAGGGUCUCCGUGCUGUCAGGAUCCAUGCGAGAAGCCGGCUAAACCGAAAAAACACAAGAGCAAACCAAAAAAAAUACCUUGUUAAUUAUCCAAUCGAUAAUUGAAUCAUUUUAAAUUUUAAAAGGGAACCCGGAUUAACAUGUAUUCGUAAGACUUCAAAAAAAAAGUUUUCAAUUCAAGUGUGACCAGCUACAAUUGUAUUUUAUUUUAAUAUUAAUUACAUGAUUAUUCUGGCAGUUGUAAACCGAUUUGUAAAAUUCCUUUUCUAUCUGUAAGAAUAUCCUUAUAUAUUGGUCUCAUAGAAAUUAUAUCAAAAUUGGUUUAUUAGUUUAGUUUUUAAAUCAAAAUAAAUGGUUUAUUUCGUGGAACAUAAUUUACUUAUAGUCGAGAAUGCUCGACUAGUUCCUGACUAUCCGGAACUCGCAUCAUGGCCGCUCAUGACUAAAGGACGCAAUCCGGGUGUUUAUAUAUUAAAAUAUAAUGUACGCUUACUAAACUUUGAAUAGUAAAACAUUUUAAAAAAAAAUCUUUUUUCAACCGAUAUCAAAUUUUCAAUUUUGUUGUGUUUUUAUUAUUUGUUACUUCAUAACUCCGUCAGUUAUAAAUCAAUUUGGAAAAUCCGAUUUCUAUCUGAUCUUUUAGAUCCCAUUGACCAUCUCAUUGCCCAUGGUCCCAUAGAACUUUUAUUAAAAUUCGGUUCAAUAGUUUACUUUCUGAUUUUGCCAUAACUGAAGUCGUUUUUUUUUUUUGGAAUACACAAUUUACUUAUAGUCGAGAAUGUUCGACUAGUUCCUGACUAUCCGGAACUCGCAUCAAAGCCGCUCUAAGGAACUUUUAAUCCGGAUGUGUAAUAUAUACUAAUGAAUCUUUUAACAAUAAAGAAUUUUAAACUA